Molecule: messenger RNA, 1481 nt
Organism: Eutrema salsugineum
Lineage: Eukaryota; Viridiplantae; Streptophyta; Magnoliopsida; Brassicales; Brassicaceae
Product: alpha-taxilin
Exons: 11
Coding region: 101-1333 (410 amino acids)
Molecular function (GO): syntaxin binding
Source: RefSeq, a predicted model, not a curated record
GCUUCAUCUUCUUCUACUCGCCUAAAUCCGUCACAGUUGCGAAAAACUGGGUUUUCUAUCUCGCUGAUUCGUAAUUUGGUUUCCAGAUCCAGAGUCGAAAAUGGAGUCACAGCAAUCGAAUUUGCUCCCCGAAGUCGAUUCCUUGCCCGAUGGAUUCGUCGACGGAGCUGCGGAGCCACCUCUCAUUUCUCCGGUGGCCGAGGAAGAAAAUCGUAUCACAACAAAGCAUCAAGCCGAUGAUGUGUCGAUUGAGAAAUCAGAGAAGCCCAGGACAUUUCCCGUUCCGUUGUGUGAAGAAACGGACGACGUAGAUGACCUAAUUCAGGUCUCGAGCGAGCUUAGCUUAGAGCAGAAAGAAGCUCCUCCUCCUCCUGAUUGCCAAACAUUAUCAGAAGGGUCAACUCAGAAUCCAAUCUUGUCUAAGGACAAAGAAUCGGCCUCGACUCAGAGUAUGGAUUCACUCAAACCCAGAAAACAACAGGAGGCAGUUGAGACAAAGCGUAAAGGUUCAAAGAAUAUGUUCAAAUCAGAAAAAGAGUUUCUCGAAUUCAUGCUGAAGUAUCAGCAAGUCCUUUCUGAAAGAGAUUCUGCUAUUACUGUCCGUGACAAGCUUGAGUCUCUUUGUAGAGAGUUACAACGUCAGAACAAAAUGUUGAUGGAAGAAUGCAAGCGAGUGUCAACUGAGGGACAAACGUUAAGAUCAGAUUUAUCGACAAAGUUCCAGGAAGCAAUAAAGGAUGUGAGCAUUAAGUUGGACGAGCAAAAGGAUGAAAGCCUCUCACAACUAAAAGAAAAUGAGAUGUUGAGGACGAAGUUGAAGCACCUGGCUGAUCAAUAUAUGCUUUCAGAACAACAACAUGAGCAAAGAUUGAAGCAGAAAACACUCGAGCUACAGAUUUCUGAGUUAAAAAUCAAGCAGCACGAGGAGAAACUCAUCCAUGAAAAAUCUCAGAUGAAAGUUUACGCAGAUCAAGUUUCUCAGCUUUUAGCAACUGAGAAAAACUUGCGGUUGCAGCUAACAUCUGAUGGAGAGAAAUUCCAGCAGUUCCAGGACGCAUUGGUAAAGAGCAACGAGGUGUUUGAAACAUUCAAACAAGAAAUCGAGAAGAUGUCAAAAGCAAUCAAAGAACUCAGGAAAGAAAACGCAUUUUUGAAGAGCAAAACCGAGAAAUCGGAUCUUUCUCUCAUAGAACUCGUCGAAGAGCGUGAAAGAUUGAAGAAACUGUUGGAGAAGACAAAGAAUCAGAAAGAUAAGCUUGAAUCACUUUGCAGAUCACUUCAAGCUGAAAGAAAGCAAAAAGAAACUACCAGUAGCGAUUCUGUACAAGCUUGAUACAAACAGAGAUUAUGAUUUUAGAUAUUUUGUUUGUUUGUUUUUUCUUUUGUUGGAUUUUUAAACUAAUUAGCUCACUUUUUUAAAAAAAAGCCAUGUCAAAUUAAUGAUUUUUGCCCUUUGCGAGCUAAUUAAGUAUAUUUUUUCA